AUGAAUUUCGAAUUUGAGCGAGAGAUUGGUUUUAUCAAUAGUCAGCCAUCGCUUGCUGAGUGCCUGACAUCUUUUCCCCCUGUCGGUGAUACAUUUCAAAGUUCAUCAAUCAAGAACUCGACGCUUUCACACUCGACACUGAUUCCUCCUCCUUUUGAGCAGACCAUCCCCAGCCUGAACCCAGGCAGCCACCCUCGCCACGGCAGCAGCAGCCGCCCCAGGCAGAGCCCCAAUGGCAGCAGCAGCAGCCCGGUGCCAACGGGCGCCCUGCAGCCUCCGGAGUACCCCUGGAUGAAAGAGAAAAAAGCCUCCAAGAAAACUGCCCUCCCGCUCGCCACGGCCUCAGCCUCCGCCACUGGACCAGCCUGCCUGAGCCACAAAGACUCCCUUGAAAUCCCCGAUAGUGGGAACGGUGGCUCCAGGAGGCUGAGGACGGCUUACACCAACACCCAGCUCUUGGAGCUGGAAAAAGAAUUUCAUUUCAACAAGUAUCUCUGCAGACCGAGGAGGGUCGAGAUUGCAGCUUUGCUGGAUUUGACUGAGAGACAAGUCAAAGUCUGGUUCCAGAACAGGAGGAUGAAGCACAAGAGACAGACCCAGUGUAAGGAGAACCAAAACAGUGAGGGGAAAUUUAAGAGUUUAGAGGACACCGAGAAAGCAGAAGAGGAAGAGGAGAAAUCCCUCUUUGAACAAGCCCUCAAUAAUGUCUCAGGGGCUCUUUUGGAAAGGGAAGGUUACACUUUUCAGCAAAAUGCACUAUCUCAACAGCAGGCUCAGAAUGUACACAAUGGAGAGUCCCAAAGUUUCCCAGUUUCGCCUUUAACAAGCAAUGAGAAAAAUCUGAAACAUUUUCAGCAUCAGUCACCCACUGUUCAGAACUGCCUAUCAACAAUGGCCCAGAACUGUGCAGCUGGCCUGAACAAUGACAGUCCUGAGGCCCUGGAUGUCCCUUCUUUACAGGACUUUAACGUUUUCUCCACAGAUUCCUGCCUACAGCUUUCAGAUGCAGUUUCCCCCAGUUUGCCAGGAUCUCUGGACAGUCCUGUAGAUAUCUCUGCUGACAGUUUUGACUUUUUUACAGACACACUCACCACAAUUGACUUGCAGCACCUGAAUUACUGAGAAAAGUCAAGACCUCCUCUUGCCAAGGGUUCUGCCUUCCUUUUUGAAAUGACUUAAUUUUAUUUUCCUUUUUCCUGGUCAGUAUUUUCUGUUUCUUAAUUCCCUUUGCUGUGUUGGAGAGCCAUUUUACCGUUUCUUUUGGAGUUUUAGUUGUGUUCAGUUUAACCUAGCCACAUCCUAGGUCCUUCUAUGAAAGCAAUAUCUGAGGCCUGUAAGAAAGUGAUCAUAUAGAAUUGUAUCGUCACUUUCUUUUUAUUUUUGUAUUGCAUUAGGAUGCGUUGUCAUAAGUAUUUUUGGUAGAAUAAAUUCUUGUUUGCUACAAGUAGCUUUCUCUUUUUCUUCCACCCUCUUUCUUCCUCACCACUGGUAAUCUAACGGGUCUGCUGCUGCUGCUUUUUUCCUCCUCCCCCUCCUAAUCUAACUUCGGAAAUAAAAUUAAACAAUCCGCUCACAACCUCUCUCCUUUUGGUAAAGUGACAUAUUUAUUAGAGAGAAAAAGCACAUUCCAAUUCUUUAUUGAAAGGAUUCUUACAAGCAAUAAUUAUUAUUAUUAUAAAGCCUGCGCUCAAAGCUUACACAAUUUCCUCCUUUUAACCUGGGCAUAUAUCGAAGAGCUUCUAUUAUCUGCGUGUGAAUACAAAUUUCGGGUUUUCUAGACUGUAACAAAACAAAAACCAAAACCCCCCAAACAAACAAACGUGCAGCUCUCUCCGUUACAGACCAAAUGUAAUCCAUAGGAAAUGGCAGGGAUGCUCUGCUAGAGACACUGGCCUCUUGCUGUAGGAAAAGACUGGGUUAGAAAUUGCUAAGCUAAACCUCCGUGCGUCCAACAACUCGUUUUAAGGAAAACUUCUUUAAAAAUACAAGCACAGUGCGCGAUUGCUUAGCUCCCAUGUGCUGAACGCGUCCGAGAAAACAAACCUACAAAAAAAAAAGGAAAUAAAAAAAAAUACAAGUGUUAUUAUUUGGGGGUGGGGGGGAUAGGACUGCAUUUCGGAAGGCUGUAGACUGUGCUAACGCGAUUCCUCCCGGGGCUCUGCGGAGGCAGGGAACGAGGCUUUUUCUCCAUAAACCUCUUUGCGGUUGCCAAACUCUUGCUUAAUUCGUUUAAAUUUCAAUGGAGCCCACUCAGCGGCCCGCUGCUCCAUUCGUGGCGCGGUAUAAAACCCCCACAGAGGAUUGCAUUGGAAGACCCGUCGAUAUUUUUAACCCAGCCGAGAGUACUAGGGCCAAAAAUCAAGCAACAGAUGGUGGCAGGGAGCGUUGCGGUUCCCAGAGCCCGGCGAUGGCGCGGAUCCCCGUGUGUUGUGUCUGUGCGCGGGGAGAGCUGGCCGGCGAGGCGUCCAGUUGCGCGGGGCACUUUAUGUCCUCUGCCUGCGAGGAGGGUGGUUUCCCCGCUCUGCAACACGUUGUGGAGCUGGGCCGCGUGGGUAAUGCCUAGAAGGGCUGGCCGCGAUCCUUCCUAGCCUCAUAAAUCAAACUCUCUCUCUGAAUGAGAAUGUCAUCAAAGAGAUCAAUUGCAGGAACACAUGCACAAAUAAAAACCCUCUUACGUAUGUGCCGGGGCUGGGGAUCCCCGUCUAAAACCAUUAAGUUAGAAGGCGUUUAGUCAUAAUUCAUUUUUAUUGCUCUUUUAAAACAACAGCUUGGCUGGGCUGCGGGUGCGGCACACCUCUCCGGCCUGCUCCUGCUUCCUCUCCCUGCUCCGGCUCUCUCGGCCCAAAAGGGGCUCGCUCCCUCGCCUGGGGGGGAUUUUAACUCCUGUUUAGCUGGACUCGUUCAGCUCCCACUGGACCGAUGCCCUGUAGGCACCUCGGGCCUGGAGGUGGCCACGUCCUAGUGAGAGAUCGGCCGCCCUGAACCCUCUUCCCCGAUCGCUUUGCAAAUCAAUACAUCUCCGCGGAGCGAUUGUCUCCCGGGGAAGCCCUGAAACCUGCCUGGGCGCUGGGGGCAAAAGACGGGGGGUGGGUGGGGAGGUGAAAUGGGGAGAGCGACAGAGUGGCGCCUAGGGCACCGGGAGGGCAGCAGUGGCUUGGAGAUGCCCCCCUCGAAACCUUCUGAGAUCUAGGGUGAGGCUGGGGGCGGCGUAAGGGGGAACAGAGCUGGCAUAGAGCCCUGCUCUGAAGGCUUGUCUCCAUUUGCCCCUACUCUGCCUUCCCCACCUCAUUGUGCCGCGCUGGAGCAGAGACAAUGUAACAAAAGGGCGGAUUUCUUCCCCACCGUGGCGAGGAAAGCGAGUGCAAGGCAGCCGGGCUGCGGCGGGGGUGUCCGGCUGAGAGAGGGACUUGGGGGUAGCAAGUGAUGAAAAGCGGGGUAAUGCCUGGGGUGGUAGGGGGGAGCCAGCUCUCCAGUAAGCGGUCCCUGUGGCUUGCCUUUCCCCUGAUCUCCACCCAGCUGGGGCAGGCAGAGGAAGUGCCCCUCCAGCCUUUUCUGCAGCCACAGAGGCGGAGUGCAGGCCGCCUCGUGCAUCUCAGGGAAUCCCCUGCUUCCCUCCCCCGCCCCCAAGCCAAGAGUGUUGAGCAACUCAAUGGCUCCAAGCGGCCCUGGCCCGUUCAUGGCGGUGCGGGAGAGCAGCCCGGGAGGGGGAGGGCGGCUCUUUUGUGCCUAGCGGGUGGAAGGGAAACAUCUACCCGCUUCCCAGUGACACCAGCGGGGCUGCGGGGUGCAGGGCGGCUCGCGGAGGUGGCCUCACAGGGGCACAGACGGCUGUGGAAAGCCGAUCC
Alligator sinensis (Chinese alligator) is the source of this 3845-nucleotide messenger RNA. It is a transcript of the gene HOXA2, whose product is annotated as homeobox A2. Gene Ontology annotation, molecular function: DNA-binding transcription factor activity, RNA polymerase II-specific; DNA binding. The record is from RefSeq and is a predicted model, not a curated record. Gene Ontology annotation, biological process: regulation of DNA-templated transcription. Lineage: Eukaryota; Metazoa; Chordata; Crocodylia; Alligatoridae. The transcript is spliced from 2 exons. Bases 1 to 1122 code for a protein of 373 amino acids.